Coregonus sp. 'balchen' is the source of this 8250-nucleotide messenger RNA. NCBI's taxonomy places the organism in Eukaryota, Metazoa, Chordata, Actinopteri, Salmoniformes, Salmonidae. The record is from the annotation of a GenBank genome assembly.
UGUCACAGUUUGACAGUGUGGUGUGAGUGUGUAGGUAUGUGUGUAGGCAGAGUGAGUCUUUCUGGUCCUGUUACUCUCUGCACACCCAUAUUUGAAUCGUUUUUGUGUUUAAUUGAAAUCAAUUCUAAAAACGUUAUUUGUUCCGUUGAAUAGGCACCAUGAUGAGGAAGACAGAUCCAAUAGAGACAGAGAUUGACCUGGGAGACUCUGAUGAUGAAGACCUUGAUGCAGACCUGUAUAAGGACUGUGAGGAGCCUCAGCUGCUAUGGAAGGCUGAACUGGGGGACAGGAUGGAUGAGGAGGAGGCUGUGUCCCCGUUAGUGGAUGUUAGUGACACCAAGCCCCUGCUGAAUGAGAGAGACCCUCGAGGAGUCAACGACUGUCUGAAGGUAUUUCACACAACCUCACAUCAAUGCAUCAAUGCAUUGACACAGGAGCUAACUGAUAACCAGACGACAUUUGUUGUGUUUAUACAUUUUUACCAAUUUGAAUGACUUCAUUAAUGAGUUCUUUGUGCUUUCUGGAUUGUCACCUGAAACAGGUAAUACUGUCACAAGCUUGAUAUAAAGUGUUGUGGCGUCAAGCAUAUUAUCUGUCUUAACCCAAUUAGUCAAACCUAAUUAUUUAAACUAUCAAACAAAUCUGAAGAGUUUUAUAUUUCUACAGUAAUAUGUGGCAUGUCACAAUAAAUGUUUUUCUUAUACUUGUACUGCCCUCUUGUGGUCAUGUCAUUGACUGCAGUUUAUCGAUAUUUUCCAUUGAGUGGCAAAAACAUACUGUCUGUAAACAAUCACCCCGAGACUAUGACUCUGCCUCUAGGUGAGCUUUGAGGAUGUGAUAGCAGAGCCAGUGUCAGUACGUAGCGGAGACAGAGUGUGGAUCUGGAGCAACGCCCUGUUCGAGGUCACCAGGGUCUGGCUCUACCGCAUAGUGACCGUCCUGCUGGCCGUCCCUGUGUCCAUCAUCACCGGACUGAUCUUCGCCAUCCUCAGCUUCCAACACAUAUGGUAUGUCUAUAAUAUCAGUUCACUGACCACUGAAUACAGUACAUGCCCACUGGGCACACACUGGUUGAAUCAACGUUGUUUCCACGUCAUUUCAAUGAAAUUACAUUGAACCAACGUGGAAUAGAUGUUGAAUUGACGUCUGUGCCCAGUGGGUGAACCAUAAGUUACCAUCUUGAAACUCUUCUCUUCUCUUACUCCAUGUAUUCUCUAUCCAACCCUGAAAGGUUCUUUAGCCCAUGCGUGCGUUAUAUCCUUAUCAUCACAUACUGGCUGCAGAGCCUAUGGAGCAUCGUACUGGAUAUCGGUGUCCUCCCAUUCCUCACUAGUGCAGCAAGGUGCUACGUUGGAAUCAGACUUCGCCUGACUCAAGAAUGACAGAAUAUUGGACCUUCACACAAAAUCAGGAUUGGGAAUAUGGGAUUGUUACCCUACUAUGGAAUGUCCUCUUGGGAGACUAUCAGGCCUGGACAAAGUGUUUGUAGGAUGCUCUAGGAUCAGACCAGGGGCACAACUACCGGCUUUUUGGUGGUUCAUGGGAUCUUACAACUGAACUGAAAUCAGUGUGAUUGAUCAAGACAGGAUUUUUAAACAUUUUUUAACAAUAUCCAACAAGGUGAUUGAUUACUUAUCUAAGAAGUUGAAAAGGGGAAUGUGUAAAAUACACACUCAUUUAGGGUAAUUUUGUAUCUGGUAUGCACUUGAAUUGUGCUUUGAGGUGUCCUUUUCUCAUGUGAUAAUGUCAGAUGAUUCCCAUGUUUGAUGAGCACAUUCAAUAUUAUUCAGACAGCACUGGUAUAUAGUGUUAUCUCAAUAAAAUCUGACCAGACAGUUCAAAAUGUGCCUCCACAAUUUCUUGUUGUAUAGUAGAACAUUUAAAGUUAACUAUAGCUGUACUUUUAUCAUAUACACAACCAGUCAAAAGUUUGGACACACCUACUCAUUCAAGGGUUUUUCUUAAUUUUUACUAUUUUUUACAUUGUAGAAUAAUAGUGAAGACAUCACAACUAUGAAAUAACACAUAUGGAAUCAUGAAGUAACCAGAAAAGUGUUAAACAAAUCAAAAUAUAUUUUAUAUUUGAGAUUCUCCAAAUAGCCACACUUUGCUUUGCACACUCUUGGCAUUCUCUCAACCAGCUUCAUGAGGAGGUCACCUGGAAUGCAUUUCAAUUAACAGGUGUGCCCUGUUAAAAGUUAAUUGGUGGAAUUUCUUUCCUUCUUAAUGCAUUUGAGCCAAUUAGUUGUGUUAUGACAAGGUAGGGGGGUAUACAGAAGAUAGCCCUAUUUGGUAAAAGACCAAGUCCAUAUUAUGGCAAGAACAGCUCAAAUAAGCAAAGAGAAAUGACAGUCCAUCAUUACUUUAAGACAUGAAGGACAGUCAAUACGGAAAAUGUCAAGAACUUUAAAAGUUUCUUCAAGUGCAGUCACAAAAACCAUCAAGCGCAAUGAUGAAACUGGCUCUCAUGAGGACCGCCACAGGAAUAGAAGACCCAGUGUCACCUCUGCUGCAGUGGAUAAGUUCAUUACAGUUAACAGCCUCAGAAAUUGCAGCCCAAAUAAAUGCUUCACAGAGUUGAAGUAACAGACACAUCUCAACAUCAACUGUUCAGAGGGAACUGUUUGAAUCAGGCCUUCAUGGUCAAAUUGCUAAAAAGAAACCACUACUAAAGGACACCAAUAAUAAGAAGAGAUCUGCUUGGGCCAAGAAACUCGAGCAAUGGACAUUAGAAUGGUGGAAAUGUGUCCUUUGGUCUGGAGUCCAAAUUGGAGAUUUUUGGUUCCAACCGCCGUGUCUUUGUGAGAUCCGGUGUGGGUGAACGGAUGAUCUCCGCAUGUGUAGUUCCCACCGUAAAUCAUGGAGAAUUAACCAGCAUGGCUACCACAGCAUUCUGCAGCGAUACGCCAUCCCAUCUGGUUUGGGCUUAGUGGGACUAUCAUUUGUUUGUCAACAGGACAAUGACCCAACACACCUCCAGGCUGUGUAAAGGCUAUUUGACCAAGAAGGAGAGUGAUGGAGUGCCCCAUCAGAUGACCUGGCCUCCACAAUCCCCCGACCUCAACCCAAUUGAGAUGGUUUGGGAUGAGUCGGAUGGCAGAGUGAAGGAAAAGCAGCCAACACGUGCUCAGCAUAUGUGGGAACUCCUUCAAGACUGUUGGAAAAGCAUUCCAGGUGAAGCUGGUUGAGAGAAUGCCAAGAGUGUGCAAAGCUGUCAUCAAGGCAAAGGGUGGCUAUUUGAAGAAUCUCAAUUAUAAAAUAUAUUUUGAUUUGUUUAACACUUUUUUGGUUACUACAUGAUUCCAUGUGUUAUUUCAUAGUUUUGAUGUCUUCACUAUUAUUCUACAAUGUAGAAAAUAGUAGAAAUAAAGAAAAACCCUUGAAUUAGUAGGUAUGUCAAAACUUUUGACUGGUACUGUAUAUUCUGAUGAAAAUUGGAAUGCAUUAUAUCUAAAAUAAAUGUUAUAGAUUCAUCCCCUAUUCUUCUACGAGACACAACUUUUUUCAAUAUCAAUGUUGUACUCAGUACAGUAAUAAGAUUAAAAUAGAUUGGUAAAAGGGGUUCUUGUUAUUGAAAGGUGGUACUAUCCAAAUGUUGAAUUUAUUCCUUCACACCCACUGAUUGUAUGGUGACCUGAUCACCAAGUUUGCCGAUGACACAACAGUGGUAGGCCUGCUCACCGCCAACGAUGAGACAGCCUAUAGGGAGGAGGUCAGAGACCUGGCAGUGUGGUGCCAGGAUACCAACCUCUCCCUCAACAUGAUCAAGACAAAGGAGAUGAUUGUGGACUACAGGAAAAGGAGGGCCGAGCAUGCCCCCAUUCUCAUCAACGGAGCUGUAGUGGAGCAGGUUGAGAGCUUCAAGUUCCUUGGUGUCCACAUCACCAACAAACUAUCAUUUUCCAAACACACCAAGACAGUCGUGAAGCGGGCACGACAACGCCUAUUCCCCCUCAGGAGACUGAAAAGAUUUGACAUGGGUCCUCAGAUCCUCAAGAAGUUCUACAGCUGCACCAUCGAGAGCAUCCUGACUGGUUGCAUCACCGCCUGGUAUGGCAACUGCUCGGCCUCCGACCACAAGGCACUACAGAGGGUAGUGCGUACGGCCCAGUACAUCACUGGGGCCAAGCUUCCUGCCAUCCAGGACCUCUAUACCAGGCUGUGUCAGAGGAAGGCCCUAAAAAUUGCCAAAGACUCCCUAGUCAUAGACUGUUCUUUCUGCUACCGCACGGCAAGCUGUAUCGGAGCCCCAAGUCUAGGUCCAAAAGGCUUCGUAACAGCUUCUACCCCCAAGCCAUAAGACUCCUGAACAGCUAAUCAAAUGGCUACCCGGACUAUUUGCAUUGACCCACCUCGCUGCUGCUACUCUCUGUUUAUUAUCUAUGCGUAGUCACUUUACCUCUACCUACAUGUACAUAUUACCUCAAUUACCUCAACUAACCUGUGCCCCCGCACGUUGACUCUGUACCGGUGCCCCCUGUAUAUAGCCUCGUUACUGUUAUUUUAUUGUUGCUCUUUAAUUAUUUGUUAUAUAUAUAUAUAUAUAAUUAUUAUUUUUUAUUUUUAUUUUUUAUUAUUAUUAUUUUUUAUUUUUUCCGAUUCGAUUAUUGUUCCUAAAUCAAGGAAUACUUAUUUUGCAUUGGGUUGAUGAGUUCAUGUUUGUGAGAGAUGUUGGCAGGAGUAAUGGAAUCAUGUUAUUGGAUGAGGUAUUCGGUGUGAAUCAGAUAAUCUGGGAAUUCAUGUGAUUUCUCAUCAUAUCAGGAGCUACUACAGCUAGCUACUCAAUCUGUCCAUCUGUCUGACCAUCUCCCUCACCGAGUACAGUCAGAAAAGUAUUGUAAUACACACACACACACACACACACACACACACACACACACACCAGUGUGCUGCUCUCCUUUCUCUCCACUGAGAGUUGAACCACAUCCCAGAGUUGAACCACAUCCCAGAGUUGAACCACAUCCCAGAACACUAUUCCUCACUUUCAUCCUGACCUUUCUUUAGACUUAAGCCAAUAGUUGGGAGGUGAGGAAUUUAAUAUAAUGAUGAUUACUUACUAUAUACUGUAUAUGUAUUGCUGUAUUUUGUGGUCGCUAUGGAAACACAGGUUUGAGUGACAAGAAAAAACAGGCAGACCUUCGUGGUACAUUCCAUUUGUGGUUGCUAUAGAAACACAGGUUUGAGUGAAUAGAAAAAACAGGCAGACCUUCAUUGUAUAUUCCACCGUCAUCAGCCUGCUACAUCUCCUGCCAAGUUGCAUUAUUUUAGGUGCCUCUCAGGAUUUAUAGGGUUAAUGCUAGAAGAGAAAGCAUUUUGAUGCUGUUAAUCACCACUGUCUGCUCUCAACUUAACGUGUGGUAGUAAAUGUAUCACAAACUCAAAAUGCAUAGGCCUACAUGUCAGUCUCAGAUCUUUGCACAGUUCUCUGUCCCAGCAGCAGAUCCACCUGCUCAAACAUAUACGACAAGUCUCUGCAUGGAGGGAAUAACCAGAACAUAUCUUGGUAGGGUAUCAUAAGGCACAUGGAAAGUGUCAUCCAAUUCUCUGUACGGACAUCACUUGUCUAUAUCUAAGCAUUGCAAUAUGGCAUAACACACUUCCUGUUAGUGUACUGGUGAGAGGUUUCCAAUAUCUUCACCACAGGAGGUUGGUGGCACCAUAAUUGGGGAGAACAUGCAAGUGGUAAUGGUUGGAGCAGAAUAAGUGGAAUGGUAUCAAAUACAUCAAAGAUGUUUGAUGCCAUUCCAUUUGCUCUGAAUCCGCCCAUUAUUAUGAGCCGUUCUGUGAUCUUCACACUAUAUUGGGCUACAGUAAUUACUGUGGUGAACCAUCAGGGAUGUGUGAAAUGCAACAUUGGUCUGCUCUCUCAUUUAAGAAAUGCUUUGGGUCCCAGUGUGAGGUAUGGCAUGAGUGUGGAUAGAGAAUGGGCCUUACCGGUGUGUGUGUGUAUGGUUUGGUUUUACUCUCCUGGGGACCAGAAGUCCUCACAAGGAUAGUAAAAUAAGGAAAAUUAGGAUAAGUGGGAACAUUUCACCAGUCCCCACAAGGAAAAAAUAUAUUUAAACUUAGAGGUUAGGUUUAGGGUUAGGGUUAGAAUUAGGGUUAAGGUUUUGGGGUUAAGGUUAAGGUUAGGAUUAGGUUAAGGGUUACGUUUAGGGUUAGGGGUUAUGGAAAAUAGGAUUUUGAAUGGGAAUCAAUUGUUUGGUCCCCACAAGGAUAGUAAAACAAAGGUGUGUGUGUUUGUUCGUUCGUUGGUGUGUUUACAAGAUGUUUAUAAGCGAUAAUUAACGAGAAUGUGUUGUUGUCAACAAAGUAUGUGUGUAACUGUAGUCUAUGUGUUGUGUGUUUGUGUGUUUAUGCUAUGCUAUGGCUACAGUGGUUACAGUUUGACAGGACAACUAGGGGCUGUUAGUAGUGGCAGCUGCCUGCUGGGUGCUGCUGGCAUUCCAGGAGUGACAUCACAGUGAGGGGAAAUCCAGAAGCUUGGGUACAGCCACUCCCUGUCCCACUCCCCACACUGCCUCUUUGACCACUACAGCUACCACUACCCAGCUCCAGGAUCACUACCAGCCCUGCUCAGACCGCUCUUCUCGGACCCCUCUACUCUUCCAGGACCCGGGCCCUGCCUUGUACCUCUCUGCCCCCCUUCUCUGAUUAGCAUAUGACCGUAACCAUGGCUGACAUCAACAAUGGUUAUGAACAGAAGUUUCAGGCAGAUGGACAUCAUAAAGAGAUUGACCUGAUCAACAGAGACCCCAAGCAAGUCAACGAGGAUGUGGUGAAGGUAGGCUAUAUUACAUUUAAGUGUGUGUGUGUGUGUGUGUGUGUGUGUGUGUGUGUGUGUGUGUGUGUGUGUGUGUGUGUGUGUGUGUGUGUGUGUGUGUGUGUGUGUGUGUGCGCGCGCACCAGAUAGCUGUGGGCCUACUGAAGUACUGUCACCCCAUACUGGACUUAGAAAUGCCUUGGCUUUUUUGUGUCAAUGGCACUGAAGGAGCUUCUGGUUCUGGAGUAUGUUGUCUCAUUGUACAAAGCGUUCUUAGUCAGGUUGGGAAGAGAAGGAUGAAAAUCAUUAUAAUUAAUAAUGUAGCUAUUAAUGGAUUAUUUAUUGUAUGUUGUGUUAUGGAGUAGCCUGUGUGACAUCUUGAUCUGGCAGUGUAACCUUUGGGUUACGAUUGUGCCCCAUCUAUUUCUGGGAAGGCAAACGCAACGGUGUGAAUGGCAGUGGAAUGGAAUAUUUAUCUUCCAAGACUGCGAUCAUGGAAUUUGUUCUAAUAAAUGUUUUUACAUAAUGUCUUUGAUGGUUUUCUCUGGUAUUCUUUGAUUUGCUAAUGAAUCAUUAGGCUUUUAUGGCUUUUAUGGCUUUUAUGGCCCUCUGUAUAUGACUGUAAGUCACUUUGGAUAAAAGCGUCUGCUAAAUGGCAUAUUAUUAUUAUUAUUAUAUACAGCAAGUGUAUUCAUAGUUACCGGUAGUGGUGUCAGAUGGACUGCAGCUUACAAAUACUGUUCCUUUAAUUAGAUCUGUGACGUUAAAACAGACGGGUUGUUAGAAUGAGAACGUCUAUAUGUUGUAAUAAUGUAUCCAAUUGCCCUAUUCUGUAUUUACUCAUGAUAGACAUAUUUUUAAUUGAGCUAAAAGAAGGUCCAUGGCUGUAGCAUGAUGCGCUACAAUACCCAUAAUGCUCUGCGUAAGAUAUUAGGUUUUAUCUUAGUAAAGAUGUUCCUGAAGCUAACAUAAUGGUGUCCUGUCUCAUUGGUGUCAGAAGCGGGACCCUUUUAUCAAUUACAGUGCAAUGGCCUCUCUGUCUCCCCCUGCAGGUGGACUUUGAGGAUGUGAUCGCUGAGCCUGACGGGACUCACAGUCUGGACGGGGUGUGGAAGGCCAGUUACACCACCUUCACUGUGUCUAAGUACUGGUGCUACCGCAUCCUAUCGGCCAUUUUGGGGAUCCCAGUGGCUCUGCUGUGGGGCUUCCUAUUCGCUUGCCUCUCCUUUUGCCACAUCUGGGUCGUGGUGCCUUGCAUUAAAAGCUGUCUGAUCGAGUCCCAGUGUCUGAGCCGUAUCUACUCCCUGGCCAUCCACACCUUCUGUGACCCCCUGUUCGAAGUCCUGGGGAAGAUAUUCUCAAGUGUUCGGGUGGUGCUACGGAAGGAGGUGUAGGAUUCAGAAGCAUGGGAAUGGGACAGGGAGGUAGUGGUUAGGCUACUCUCCACCCAUUUUUACCUUUAUAUUUUAGUAAUUUAGCAGAUGCUC